This is a messenger RNA of Sungouiella intermedia, 1455 nucleotides long. The record is from the annotation of a GenBank genome assembly. NCBI's taxonomy places the organism in Eukaryota, Fungi, Ascomycota, Pichiomycetes, Serinales, Metschnikowiaceae.
AUGACAGGUGACAGUCACAAUUCACUGGAAUCAUCACCACGAGAACGUUUGAUCCGCUCCAUCGCUGCGGAGGUGCAUGAAGAGUUGACCGACUCCUCAGAUGAGGAAGACGAGUUUGUUAGAAGGUACGGAGAUAUUGAUUAUCACUAUAUCGAGAGACCGAAAGAUGCCGUUUGGUUCAUCAGGCCCCAUGCUCUCAAUUUCUUUAAAGAUGGAGUUUUGUUUCGCACCAAAGGUGAGAGAACCUCAGCAAAAACUGAAAUAUUGUUAGACUUGAUGUAUGUGGGCAUAAGUGCCAAUUUAGCGGGAGAGGCAUCAGAAAAUGCCUCGUGGGAGGCACUUGUCAAGUAUAUCUUGAUCUUCAUUCCCUACUGGACAAUUUGGGCAGACAUUAAGGAUUUCACUAAUUACUAUUAUAAUGAGGAUUUAUCACAGAAAACAUACAUCUUAUGGAUUUUGAUUCUACUCACAUUGUCAGUCAACAACCACUCCGGCCUAUUAGAGUCUCAAACUGCAGCUGUCUUCACCAUUGUGCCUUAUAUAUUAUGUCGGUUAUCAUUGGCGUUUUCAAUUUUGUUUUACUCGUUCUACAUCCCCGAGCAUAGGAUCCAGCAGAGAGUAUAUUUUGCAACCUUGAUGGUGACAUGCUGUUUGUGGGUUCCUGUGAUUUUUGUCAAUACAACAGCUAAGGUGGUGAUAGCUGUGGUGGCCAUAUUUCUUGAACAUUUAAGUUUUUGUGUCGUGUUUCUUCCUUGGUCAACGAAGACCAUGAACUUGAGCAUGUCCACAGCAUUGAAUAUUGAGCAUGAAGUCGAGCGUCUUGCAACUUUUGUCACCAUUGCCAUCGGCGAAUUUUUGUUCAAAUUGACCUCGUCACUGUCUCUCGGAAUUGGAUACACCAUCGCUAUCAGAAGAGGAAUUUGUAUGUUGGUUACGGCUUACACUAUUUUCUGGAUAUACUACAAUGGAGGGACAUGCGAUAAAGCUGUCCAUCCUUUGCGUCAUAGUGCCUUUCGCUCAAUUACCUGGAUCUACAUGCAUGUUCCUAUUAUUGGAGGUAUAAUUUUAGCAGCUGAUGCAGCAGGUGAUCUCUUGAAUCGAGAACUGAAAUACUCUACAGAGAUAUUGAGUGGAUCUUUUGGUUCGACAAUUUUUAUUUCAGAGGAUGAACCGAGUUUACGUGCAUUAUCGUUUUUCUUCACUGGGGGUAUCUGUGUCGCCUUGAUCUGCAUCGGCGUGAUUGGACUUUUAGACAAAUGUGAAGAUCAGCCAGGGAUCUUCUUCAUUUCACAAUUUUGGCGAGUUUUCUGGCGAAUCCCUGCCGGAUUGUUAAUCGUGUGUCUCUCAAUCCCAAACAUGGACCUCACGCAUUUGUUUGAUCUCGUUGCACUUGUUUUGGUGGUGUUGUGGGUGUUUGAAGCCAUUGUGUCAGUUCCCAGGAUGAAGGAGACAUGA